CUCACCACUAGCGGGCACGGGCAGUCGGGCAGCCGAGCAGGCAGGCUAAACCGGAAGCCGCCGCCGCCGCCGCCGCCGCCGUCUCUGAGCCGCGCGGCCUCCACACCACCCAUGUUGGCUUGCGCUUCCCUCGCAAGGUUUAGUCGGCUCGCUCGCCCUCUAUGCGCCGCGGGUUCCGCGCCGCGCUUCCUCCAGCACUUGGCCUGGCCUUGAGAUCGAAUGCCAACCUUGCAGGCCUGAAAAUUGUCUAACUCUGCACGGGAUCUGUUAAUCAAAAUAGUAUUCACUCACUUGUAAUGAAAGGUGCACAAGGAGCCUCAAAUAAUUCGGCAAAACACAAGAAAAGAAAGUCUGCUGUGCAGAGAUGGAGGCCAAUCUCCACAGAAGCCGCUGCUCCAAAAGCAUUGGGUGGCACUUCUGAAUCAUCCUAUAUUCCACAUGAUGCAGCUGACCUUAAUGAGAUGUCAGGUCCUGUAAGCAAACAAGUGGAAGAGAAUUCAGCCUCAGAUGGAACAACUAAUGUUGUUAUUGAAGUUUCCACCUACAACGCAUCCUUGCCAGAAAAUAAAUUAGCCACAGAAGAUACUAUGGAGGAUGCUAGCUUCAAUAAGGACAUAGAUAGGUCCAAUCUAUCUGAAAAGUGUUCCUCUUCUGUUCAGGUAGAUGCUCCUCUGAUGCGCUUUGUGAAAGGAAAAGGUGGAACCAUGCAGAAGCAGAUUGAAGAUGAAACUGGGGUCAAAAUUAUAUUUCCAUCUUCUAAGGAGGAAACAUGUGUUGUUCUUGAAGCUAAAACUACUGAAGAUAUUAGAAAGGCUUCAGAGAAAAUUGCAAAGGUUCUUGAAGAGGCCGUGAAAAGUCCAAUACUAGAUUACUCUCACUUCAUUUCGCUUCCAUUGGCUAUCCACCCAAGCCUUGUUGAGAAGCUGAACCACUUCCAGUGCUCAAUCCUUGGGACUUCUUCUAAUGUAGAUAGUGAUAAGGGUGAGGACCUAAGUGAAGGUUCUAUGGAUGAAAUUGACCAUGAACAGAAGCAAGAAAGGAGCCCUAGUGUUUCAAUAAAGAUGCAAGCCCAUGAGGAGUCUGUCAGAGUUAAAAUGGAUAUUAAGGGCUCCCAACCAGACUUCGGCAUUGACAAGUCAAUAUUUAUUAAACCCAAAACCUUUCACCUAACGGUUCUUAUGUUGAAGCUAUGGAAUAAGGAUCGCAUUGCUAAGGCUUCUGAUGUGCUCCAGUCAGUAUCGUCCCAAGUAAUGGAAGCCUUGGAAAACCGACCAAUCUCCAUACAACUUAGAGGUCUGACAUGCAUGAAAGGCUCACCAGCUAGGGCCAGGGUAGUAUAUGCUCCUGUGCUGGAAGUUGGUGAAGAGGGACGCCUACAACGUGCUUGCAAAGUUAUAACUGAUGCCUUUGUCAAGUCGGGCCUAGUACUUGAAAGGGAUGCGAGGCAAGAAUUGAAGUUGCACGUGACCAUAAUGAAUGUGAGGCACAGGAAGAGCAAGAGAUGGAACCAAAGAAACGACUCAUUCGAUGCUCGGAAUAUUUUCAGAAAAUAUGGGGAACAUGACUGGGGCGAAUACCUCAUUCCCGAGAUCCAUCUUUCGCAGCGAUUCAAGUUCGAUGAAAGAGGGUACUACUACUGCUGCUCUUCAAUCCCCUUGCCUGCGGCGGAGAUGCAAACGGAUGGGAUAGCCGGAUAGGCAAUUAUGCAUCAUGCUGUGGACCUAUGGUGUUGUCAAUGGCAGUGGGCUCCUUGGAGUGGUUGAUGUAAGUUUCUGGUCUGGCCCGUGUACAAUCACGCCUGCAAUUUUCUCUGUCGUUGCCCUGAGUUUCAACUCUACCAAUCAUCUUAUUUAGCCCAGUAGAGUGAGUACGCUGUUGGUCUCCUCUACUGGGCUAAAUUUUGUACAAGUGCUUUUGCGCUAUUUGUAUUUUGUCGUUCUAAUCCUCUUGACUCGGAUUGAAAAUGGUCACAGAAAUUCCUGAUUGAUCCAGCGCCGUUUCUAAAUAAAUGGUAGCGUUUCCUA
Molecule: messenger RNA, 2024 nt
Organism: Oryza sativa Japonica Group (Japanese rice)
Lineage: Eukaryota; Viridiplantae; Streptophyta; Magnoliopsida; Poales; Poaceae
Biological process (GO): DNA alkylation repair; regulation of DNA-templated transcription
Cellular component (GO): nucleus
Molecular function (GO): RNA binding
Source: RefSeq, a predicted model, not a curated record